CAUCCGCCAAGUACCUCGUCCGCCACUCCGGCUGCUGCCCUGCUCGCACGGUGCGCCGCCCGCCUGGUGAUUCUAGGGUUUGCGCCGCCGGCUGCGAGCCACGUCUUCCCCACCGGAUUCCCCUGCACCAUUUGAGUUCAAUCUCGCCGUCCUUGGAGUUCGCCAUCGCCGCCCUUGGAGUUCGUCGGCGCCGCCCUUGGAGUCCGUUGCCUCUGCGCCCGAGCUUGAGUAGCCGCCUGCCCGUCGAAGGUUGCAGAAGAUGGCCACAAAACUAGAUCAAUCUUCUCCUGCCAAGCAUCAGCGAGCAAAAUCCACCGCACCUCUAUCUUUGACUCCCAAGAUUUCAAUAUUCGGGACAAAAGCUGGAUUCGUCAUACCAAAGAACAAGCUAGCCGGCUCACUUGUAACUCGUGGUGCCACUACCAAGAAUGAAACACCUACUGCAUCCAAGGAAGAUAACAGCAGGCAUGCUCAGAGAAAGACAAAGUGGGGGCCUGACCUCACCACCGACCCUGCUGUGUGCAAAGGAAGGGCUUUGGCCUACCAGACUCGAGUGGAGCAAAUCACCAAGCAGCUGAAAUCCGGAACCUUGGAUAUGGGUAAAAUUGAAGGUUCAGUAUCCACUGGAAAGGGGACAAAUUCUGUUGGUUCUGACAAUUUGAAAGAGAAUGAGCAUCUUUUACCCUUUUUGCAGCAGGGAAAGGUUGAGCUAUUGGAACUUGAAAGACGAGAAAUUACUGGUGAAAUACUCCGUCUGAAUCCGGGAUAUAAGGUGCCUGAGAACUACAAACCAGUACUUAAGGAGACAAAGAUCCCUCUUCCGGCAGAAGCGCAUCCUGGACAUAAUAUUAUUGGAGUUCUUAUAGGACCUGAGAGCAAUACUCUGAAGCGGCUACAUGAAGAAACUGGAGCUGUAAUACAAGUAUAUGGGACUAAGAAAAUCAAUGGAGAGAAGAGCGAGAUUCAUCAUCAAGACAUAAGUGAUGCUCGAGCUGCUUAUGAAGACCUAUACAUCAAUGUCUCGGCUGACUCUUAUGAUAAAGUAGAUACUGCAGUUGCGUUGAUUGAGCUGCUUCUUGCUCCUGUGUCGGUGAAGUCAACAUCUACUCCAACAACUACUACUGUUUCUUCAGCAGUUACCUCCGAUGUAAAUCCCGUGCAGAAUACCAUUUCACCCCCAGGUCUACUUCAUUACCAAUCACAAAAUGCUCCUUGGCUGUCCACUCCUCAGACUGAUGCUCCAUCAAUUACUUCCUCAGGGCCUGUUUUGAGUACAUUACCUAACAAUUCAUUGCAACCACAACCGUUUGCUGGUUCUUUCAGUAUGCCUCCCUUCACAGGUCAUCCUCCUCACAUGAACAGCACGCCAAGAAAUCCAUUUCCUGUUCCUGGACCUCAGCAAUCAAUGCCAAGCAAUCAACAACAUCCACCUCAGUUCCGAGCUAACUCCUCAAUUGGGCCUUUUGGUCAACCACCUGGAAUUGUAAGCCCACAAAUGACACCAUCUUCCUCAGUGCCACCGCCAGUUAGACCCCUUCAAAUACCCCACGCAUCUGGUGGAUGGCCAUCUUUUUCUCCCAUCACGCCACAAUCUCAGUGGCCUCCUCAAGCUUCACCGAAUUUUGUGCCAGUGAGACCUAUUUCCGUGUCCCCUCUUGGCGCAACUCCACCGCACGGUCCUGCUGCAUUGACACCUCCAUCAAAUAUGCCCACCAUGUACCACAGCCAGCAGCCAGCGUUAGCAAAUUUCACUUGUUCAGCAACAUUAGUUUCCAGGCCUCCUGGUGGAGUUCAGUCUUUUUCUACAGUUGCGCCUCAAUGUCCUUCCCCGGUAGCAUUUCCUGGUGGUGGUGGGUCAUCAACACAGUCGGGCUACCCACUUUCCAUAGGCCCACCUCCAGCUUUCUCUCGAGUUGGACCAACUCCUGGCAUGGUGCCUCCUUCGUGCCCACCUGCAUCAGGUCCUGCAAGCACAAGCUCCGGUCAGGCACCAAUUGCCGCUUUGAGACCUCCACGCCCAGUUGCUGGUGAUUUUACCUUUCGGCCUGUUGUAUCACCUGCACCUACUCCAGAUUUUGCAGCAUCAGGCGGUCAAAUGGGAAUACAAGGCAGAAGUCACCCUGGCGCUCCAUUCUUCCAUCCUGGCAAUCAGAGUCCCAAUCAAGGCUUCCAAAGGCCUUGUGAUGGCAGGCCCUUGAAUGCAAUGGGUCAGGCUCGGAUGCAUGCUCCACCUCAUCCACCUCAACACUUACAUGGAGGCUUCCCCAGGAAUCCAUCUCAUCUCGAGUUACCUGCGGGUUUCCCGGGAAUCCCUCCAGCAGUACAAGCACAUCCUAUGCUGGGGCCAUCAAAUUUCUUGCCUUCCCGCCCAUUCCAGCCGAGGCCACCAUCGCAGGCGAAUCCAUUUGCAAGCAGAGACAGGCAGGGUGGCAAUCCAAUCUACAAUCCUUUUGCACCAACGGCAGCUCAGAAAACAGAGGGGGCGGACCCUGAGUACGAGGAUCUCAUGGCAUCGGUUGGCGUGAAGUAGUGACGACUGCUGAGGAGAUGUGUGUGUGGUGACACAAACACAAAGUCAAGAUGCCUGAAAUGUACUAGCAAGCUCAUUUGCUAUUGCAAUAAAUAUUUCUGGUCUAGAUAGUAAGUUCCUAUUGAAGGCGCAUGUGUGAAAAGAAUGAGUGGAAUCCCUUGUUUGAACCAUGCUGUAUUGUGAAAGGGGUGUCAAAGUCAUUCCUGGCAUCAGUUGAUAUGCAUGUUUUUGGAGAGGACUCUGUGAUGCUGUUUUAUUAUAUGGUGUAUUUGUGCAAGAAUAGAACGGAAUGAUAGAAAUCGUGUUUGGUCAUUAGUUUCUGGUUAUUAAAAAGAUGCUGUGAAAGCGUUGACAUGUA
Messenger RNA from Setaria italica (foxtail millet), 2888 nucleotides. Its product is annotated as vegetative cell wall protein gp1. The record is from RefSeq and is a predicted model, not a curated record. Gene Ontology annotation, molecular function: mRNA binding. Gene Ontology annotation, biological process: regulation of mRNA splicing, via spliceosome. Gene Ontology annotation, cellular component: nucleus. The transcript has 9 exons. The coding region runs from base 260 to 2530 and encodes 756 amino acids. Lineage: Eukaryota; Viridiplantae; Streptophyta; Magnoliopsida; Poales; Poaceae.